AUGUUCGGAAAAGUUCUCAUUUCUUUCAUCAUUUCCCUCUUAAUCUUCAUUCCAUGCUCAAUCUUGAUCGGAACGCUCGACAUUCGAUCUUCUUAUCAAUCACCGGCGGUUGCUGCAACCUCUCCGUGCACCGAUGAAAUUCCAUUAAGCGUCUACAUGUAUGAUCUUCCCCGGCGGUUUAACGUCGGCAUGCUGGAUCACCGGAAUACAACAGAAGCUCCGGUGACCGCUGUUGACUUUCCUCUAUGGCCUGGUAAUUCCGGUCUCAAGAGGCAGCAUAGUGUAGAGUACUGGAUGAUGGGGUCACUUCUUAACGGUGGCGGAAAUGGAAGUGAAGCGGUAAGGGUUUUGGAUCCGGAGCAUGCUGAUGUGUAUUUUGUUCCUUUUUUCUCCUCGCUUAGUUUCAAUACCCAUGGUCAUCACAUGACAGAUCCCGAAACGCAGAUUGAUCAUCAAUUGCAGAUUGAUUUGAUGGGAUUAUUAAGGCAAUCCAAGUACUGGCAAAGGUCUGGAGGUAGAGACCAUGUAUUUCCUAUGACACAUCCCAAUGCAUUUAGGUUUCUGCGAGAUCAAUUGAACAAGUCUAUUCAGGUUGUUGUUGAUUUUGGUCGUUAUCCAAAAGGAGUUUCUAAUUUGAACAAGGAUGUAGUGUCCCCUUAUGUACAUGUUGUAGAUUCUUAUAUAGAUGAUGAGCCUCAAGAUCCGUUUGAGUCUCGCACCACUCUGCUUUUUUUCAGAGGGAGGACGCACCGUAAGGAUAAAGGCAUUGUUCGUGCUAAAUUCACAAAGAUAUUAGCUGGUUUUGACGAUGUUCACUACGAACGAAGCUUUGCUACAGGAGAGAACAUAAAAUUGUCAUCUAAAGGGAUGCGUUCAUCAAAAUUCUGUUUGCAUCCAGCAGGAGACACACCUUCCUCUUGCCGCCUUUUUGAUGCAAUCGUGAGUCACUGUGUUCCUGUUAUUGUGAGUGAUAAAAUUGAACUCCCAUUUGAGAAUGAGAUUGACUACUCUCAGUUCUCAUUGUUCUUUUCCUUCAAAGAAGCACUGGAGCCAGGCUACAUGAUUGAUCAGCUUCGCAGUUUUCCAAAGCAGAAAUGGACUGAAAUGUGGAGGCAACUUAAAAACAUCUCCCAUCAUUAUGAAUUCUAUUAUCCACCAAAAAGGGAAGAUGCUGUUAACAUGCUGUGGAGACAGAUCAGGCACAAGCUUCCGGAGAUAAGACAAUCUGUUCAUAGAAGCCGGAGGCUUAAAAUCUCAGAUUGGUGGAAGAGAUAA
This is a messenger RNA of Vicia faba (fava bean), 1275 nucleotides long. NCBI's taxonomy places the organism in Eukaryota, Viridiplantae, Streptophyta, Magnoliopsida, Fabales, Fabaceae. The record is from the annotation of a GenBank genome assembly.